Molecule: messenger RNA, 1566 nt
Organism: Lates calcarifer (barramundi perch)
Lineage: Eukaryota; Metazoa; Chordata; Actinopteri; Centropomidae
Gene: dhrs4
Product: dehydrogenase/reductase (SDR family) member 4
Exons: 9
Coding region: 154-975 (273 amino acids)
Molecular function (GO): carbonyl reductase (NADPH) activity
Source: RefSeq, a predicted model, not a curated record
UUUUGACAGCGGGACUUUUACCCGGAAAAUACUGACUUUAGCUACACAUGAAUCGUCGGUAGUCUAAGGUCCUGGAACCAGGUUUGCGAGUGAUUUAAACAAAAUCUCCCCCUGUGCAACUUCGUGUUCAAUUUUUGCCUGAACUGCAGGGUGAUGUUGAAGAGUGUUUUCAGGUGCCUUAGGACCAACCCUGUUGCUGGCCAUAGAAGCAUGUCUCAGAGCAGCCUUGCUGGAAAAGUAGCCAUAGUCACUGCCUCCACAGAUGGAAUCGGUCUGGCUGCAGCUCAGGCUCUGGGAAAGAGGGGAGCCCAUGUGGUGGUGAGCAGCCGGUGGCAGACCAAUGUGGACAAGGCUGUGGCACUGCUGCAGAGCCAGAGCAUCCAAGUGACUGGGACCACUUGUAAUGUUGGCAAAGGAGAGGACAGAGAAAAACUAGUUCAAAUGACUCUGGAGAAGUGUGGGGGUAUUGAUAUCCUGGUGUCCAACGCAGCAGUCAACCCUUUCUUUGGAAACAUCAUGGAGUCCACAGAGGAGGUCUGGGACAAGAUCCUGUCUGUAAAUGUGAAAGCAAGCUUCCUCAUGACAAAGCUGGUGGUGCCUCACAUGGCAAAGAGGGGAGGGGGAAAUGUAGUUUUUGUGUCAUCUGUGGCUGGAUACCAACCAAUGCAGGCUUUGGGUCCUUAUAGUGUUAGUAAGACAGCCUUGUUGGGUCUGACCCGAGCCCUGGCUCCUGAGCUGGCUCAGGAUAACAUAAGAGUCAACUGCGUGGCCCCUGGAGUUAUUAAGACCCGGUUCAGCUCUGCGUUAUGGCAAAAUGAAGACAUCAUGGACGAUUUCAAAAGGCAGCUCAGCAUUAAAAGAGUUGGAGAGCCAGAGGAAAUCGGUGGAGUGAUCGCCUUCCUAUGCUCUGAGGAGGCUUCUUAUAUCACUGGAGAGACCAUCACAGUGACUGGAGGGAUAGGCUGUCGACUCUGAACCUCCGGUGACAACAAAACAAAGUUGCACUUAAUUAUGCGUAAUUAUUUUUGAUCACUUCCAUUAUUCCUCUGAGGUGUUGACACAGCAGUCAUACAUGUAUAGCAAGAUGUUUAAAAGCAUAAUACACCAGGAAACUGUGACAUCAACCACCUACUGAAGGUUUUGUGUGAGAGAGGUUCAAGAGCAUGAUUCAUCUUUGUGCAAUCAUUUACCAAUGUGAUCCAAUGACACUUAAGAGACAGUGAAUGAAAAGUUAAAUAAUAAAAGUGACACAUUUUUCUUGUACAAAACAAAAACAAAAACCUUUAUUAAUGGAGUAUAUUACAUAUUACAAGUUUAAAAUGUUUACAAAAGGUACACAUUUGCAAGAUUAAAAAUUAAUAGAUACUGUAUCUUUAUUUACAAACAAAAUGUAUUUCAUUGAUAAUGGCGAUGACAAUCAGUGCCAUUUCAGGGCGUUUUCCAUGAUUACUCACCACUUUUUAAGCUAAACUGAUUCAGCUACAGUUACAACAUAAAUCAAGACAAAUAUAAGUAAUGAUUUUUAAUAAAAAUCAGCCACAGCGGCUGCUGGUGCAUUACAAAUAA